AUGGCUACCAAGGCACUUGCAGUCAUCGCUGGCGUCGGACCAGGCACAGGAGCAUCUAUUGCUAAGCGUUUCGCUCAAGCAUACUCUGUCGUUGUAUUGGCUCGCAAUACCGACACUUAUAGCAGCGUCGUUCAGGAGAUUACCUCAAGUGGCGGCCACGCCGUUGGCAUCAGCGCGGAUGUUAGCGACAGCAGUAGUGUCAAUGCCGCUUUCGAUCAGAUUGAAAAGCAGUUUUCCGGCUCUCCAGUAGCAGCCGCUGUCUUUAAUGCUGGUGGUGGCUUUGUGAGGAAGCCGUUUCUGGAAUUGACAGAGGAGGACUUCUCAGCAAGCCUUGAUAUCCAGGCAAAGGGAGGAUUCAAUUUCGCCAAGAGGGCUCUGCCUCUUCUUCUCAAAGCCAAAGAUUCAUCUCCCCAAUACCCUCCAACCUUGAUUUUCACUGGAGCUACCGCAAGCGUCAAAGGCUCUCCUCAGUUCGCAUCUUUUGCAGCUGGAAAGUUUGCUGUCAGAGCACUAUCUCAGUCACUUGCUCGGGAAUUUGGUCCACAGGGCAUUCAUGUCUCUCAUGCUAUCAUUGACGGUAUUAUCGAUAUCCCUCGCACGAAGGCAUGGGUCCUUGAGCAUGAAGAUGCGAAGCUGAGUCCUGAUGCUAUUGCCGAGUCGUACUGGUAUUUGCAUACCCAGCCACGAACUACUUUUGCCUUCGAGUUGGACUUGAGACCUUAUAUUGAGAAGUGGUAG
This is a messenger RNA of Penicillium malachiteum, 738 nucleotides long. RefSeq names its product oxidoreductase, short chain dehydrogenase/reductase family. Lineage: Eukaryota; Fungi; Ascomycota; Eurotiomycetes; Eurotiales; Aspergillaceae. The coding region runs from base 1 to 738 and encodes 245 amino acids. The record is from RefSeq and is a predicted model, not a curated record. The transcript is spliced from 4 exons.